GUUUUUUUUCGCGAUAGUCGGGAAUCGCGUUCGCCUUAUCGGCGACUUCUCUACGCGGUGGGUGGAUUUCGUCGAACAUUGAGCACUCGACGUUCACCAUCGGCGUCUUUUUUUUACCGCCGGGUGGGUGGCCGAAGUUUUCUCUAGACGUUCACGAGAAUCGGAACACAGCUCGAAAUGAGGCGACAGGUGUGGCUGCUGCUUGCGGGCGUUCUGCAUUUUGGAUCAUGCGCGUCAGACCCGCCAGAGCUACCCAGCGACUUCAAGAUGAACGUGGUGCUCAGCGCGUGGUUCGACAAAAAUAUAUACUCCUGCACGAUUGCCUACAGCAGGUUCGGCGCUGGCCUUGGCAACCGCCUGUACGUCGCCAAAACGACAUCGGGGUACACGGACACCAAGACGUACGACUUCGACAAUGACCUCAUGAUCAUGACCAACGGACAAGCCAGAACCUGCAAGACAAUCAAGGGGAUCCCGGAGUCUGAGAAAUUGGAUCCCUUCUUCCCGGUGGCCUUCAAGAGUUCGGACGGCAAGAAGAUAUUCGAUGAACCUAAUUCUCUCAUCCGCUUUGUGGGCGACAAGAGGUCGAUGACAGAAUCCCCUAUUCAAGCGAACGAAUGGAAGACGGAGGUGACGGUAACAAUUGACAACCAGGUCAACCACUGCGGCUUGGUCAGCAUUUGGAGCGAGAACGGCACUGUAACUCCACUGUGCGACCGCAAGAACGAGAACCACGGCGCCUGCCCACCGGUGCCAAUGGACUCCAGGAUCGACUGCGAGGGCAAGGAGAUCAACUACCUGUUCUCGGACUACACGGAGUACCUGGACUACAGCAUUUUUGAGGAACCCGUAGGCUUCUUCUGCGAAGGGGCAAGCCGGACUCCGCUGCCCAAGUUGCCAACCUUGUUCAGUUUCUCCGCCGAAACUUGGACUGACGGCUAUCAAGAAGUCGAAAGGACACGGGUGUGGUACGACUACAACAGCCUUCUCGUGGCUCGUGAAAAGUACUCCCUGAGUGCCGACCAGCUGCGGGAGCGGACGGUCUACGACUACACGACUGGCAACAAGUACGUUGUCUUUCCCGACACCUACACCUGUUCCCGUGACGUUAUGGUCCAAGAGGAAGUCGCUUUCCCCUCCGACCAGUACGUGUUGUGGGGAAUGGACAAGACAAGCGUCUUCCAGAAAACCGGCAUGAGGCCCUGCCGCUCUUGGGACUGCGCUGUCUUCGCUGGAAGGAAUCCCGUCGACGGCCAGCCCGACAAGUCGCAAGUGACAAAUCUCUACUACGCCUACGGUGAAGACGACACGCAGGCGGCUUCCUUGCCCGUCUACAUGGAGCACUUCGACGAAACCCAGUCUGGAAGGCGGGUGCAGGCACGCCAGAUCUUCGAUUUCCGAAAAAACGAAUCCUCCCUCGCCGCCUUCGACAUCUCGGCGUGCUACAAGCCCUUCGAAACGAAACUACUCGCACUGCAGAUUGAAGACGUGGAAAUCGUUCUUGUUCACAUAUGGGGUUGCCGGUAG
This is a messenger RNA of Ixodes scapularis (black-legged tick), 1527 nucleotides long. RefSeq lists its product as uncharacterized. NCBI's taxonomy places the organism in Eukaryota, Metazoa, Arthropoda, Arachnida, Ixodida, Ixodidae. Bases 178 to 1527 code for a protein of 449 amino acids. The record is from RefSeq and is a predicted model, not a curated record. The transcript has 12 exons.